AUGCCUUUCACCGACGGUGUCUCCAGCAUGAGUGGACGCAACAGCCGCGCCAGCAAUGUCUCUGGCAUGACAGGCUCCGUCCGCUCAGCACCACCACCAGUCCCAAAGGCGAACGACAUGUUCUCGAACGCAGGAGUUCUGAGCAUGCUCAAAACCAGUACCGACACUGGCGAUAUUGGUGCACUAUCUUUCAAUCAAGGCAGACUGCCAACGAUGCCACGUCCGGCUCACCAGCGUCGAGGGCACGCUUCCAGGCCAUCGCAGUCUAAUGAUCUGCCUCGUCCUUCAGGGGCCUCACACCACUAUCCUGGUGGCAACUCGCAUCAUCGCUACGCUCCAUCCCAAACGUCACGCAUCAGUGACAGCACAUCCUUCAUGCGUCGUGGGUCACUCACCAGCAUGCAGAGCAUGCCACCAUCGCUACCUCCGAUCCACAAUGGUAAGGCCCCACUGCAGAUGCCGGCACCCGUCUACGACACAGCAAGGGACAAUCGCUCAUACUCCAUGACUUCGGCUCCCAUCAGUGGUCAGCUUCCACGGCAUCAGUCAGCAACGAGUUUGAAGAGCGCGGGACAUGAGCCACGACAUGCUCAACGAAUGCUUCCAGGCAAUGCACCACCCAUGCCUGAGAACAGGCCGCCCUAUGUGUAUCCGACGCGUCUCAAGCGACCUGGCUAUCGCUCGCCUUCGCCAGCACCCAGUGAUCUUUCUGCUCAAGGGCCGUUCAUGCCACCUAUGGUACCGGGCAACGUACGACCAGUCGCGAUGCAACGUCCACCUAUGCCAACAUACAACAGCGACUUUGGCGCUCAGGACGCACAUUACCUCAAUGUCCGUCCGCCUCCGAGAGCCAUGAACAGCUCACCAGACAUGCCGUACGAGCAGCCGCAGUUUGCGUACAGACCCAAUGCUAUGAGAUCGGAUCCUGGCCUCCCCAUGGGACUCCCCAUGCCGCAACAGCGCAGACAGCCGAUGUAUGGCCCGCCACCAGCUCGCUCAGGAUAUCCUGGUCAGUACUAUGGCCCGCCACGACCUGGAUAUGCUGCCUAUCCCAUGCAGCACCCAUCAUACGGCUAUCCUGCACAACGUGGUCCGCCGCCAAUUGCAAACAUGAUGCCGAUGGCCCAUAACAUGUUUCACAACGCUGCACGUAUGGCACGCCAUCUGCCGUCGCGUACAGAUACACCACUGACCGAUAUGAGCCCACCAUCUUCUGAUCCGCCGUCUUCUGGUACUGCGCCUACCUCGUCGAGCCCACCCACGCCCAAGGAUGGAAGCACCAUCCAUGUGGCUGUCGAUCCACUGUUCAUCGACCCGGCCCUCACUGAUCUCCCUGAUUCGUCUAGUGAGCCUGUGCUGGCAGCCGAGUACUUUGCCUAUGCCGAAGGGCUUGAGAAGACAAUCGAUGAGCCAGACGUCGAGAUUGCACACCCCUCCAUGGCACCUACUGGCUUUGUACAGCGUGUCAAGGCCAUGCUCGAGUCUCGAGCGGCGGUCGAAGCAGCUGCUAGGAAGGAAGAUGAGCGUGACAGAGCUGCAGCGAUAUACGAUGAUGGUCGGCUGCAACAUGCUCCACUUGGCCAGCACGACAAUUUUGAGCUCGUCGAGCUGGAUGCUGCUGAAGAGUCGCGCUUCAUCAUCCUGGAGGAAUUCGAUGCACCUGUUGAGCUGCCGGCUUCACCAGUGAAGCUCGUCGAGCUUUCUACCACCCCUCCGAGGCCACAGCAGGAGCUGCGACUAACUCGUGAGAUGAUCAAGGCUGAGUUGGCAGCCUCGAGCACUGUCCAGGACUCUUCUGGAGAGGUCAGAAGCCCCAUGACCAUUGACGAAGUCACCAAGCCUGAGCACAACCGCCAGACGAGCAAGCAUACAUCUUCGUCGCACCACACGACAUCCAACAAGCAGGGAGAGAAUCCCAAGCCGUCACCAAGCUCUACCCUAGAGACGCCUGGUAUUCGACGACAACCUUCCACGACCGAGUCUGCACAGACCGCGUCGCCCGAGAUUAUAUCUGGCAUAGACUACGCACUUCGCUUCUCCGCACCCAUCGAUACCACAGUCACCACCACAGAAACGCAAUCCAAGGAUCCAUUCGUUCUGGACGCUGACACCAUCACACUUCAGCAUCAAAGAUCCAAGGGGCGUGUUACGCUUGUGCUAGAGCGCAAGCAAUCUAUUGAAGAGCGCGACACCCAGGCAGACAUCUCAGCAACCCCAGUCAGCCCAUUACUGCCAGGCGAGGAUGUUGCUCGAUACUCUGCAGUCAGUCCAUUGCAUACAUACACACAUGGCAUCGACGAGACUCUUCAUGCCGCCGAAGUCACCGACGAUGCUCACAGUGAGGAGAUCACGCAGACUUCUACAGAGGCCUUAUCACCCACCGAAGACAGCCUCCCUCCACCAACUCCACGCACCCCGAAGACAUACUCUAAAUCUGUCCAAUUGCCUCACAACAGUGUGACCACGACCGAGACGCCAAGCACGAAUCGCUACUCCCUUCCACCGGACCUCAGCACGGUGGCCGAGAGUACGAUGAACACUAACUCAGAGAUGAUCACCGAUGUUGCCGUUCGCUUCUCCUUGCCCACUACGACCAUUACCAUUGGCAAACCGCAGAUAGUCACGAUACCACCCAGUAGCUCACCAGAGAAGCCCGAGUCGCCCCCUCGGAAAUCGAAAGCACGAGGGCUACAGCCGAGAGGCACCAAUCGCAAUUCAGUCACCUUCGCAGACCAGGUGGCACCGCUCAACACCAACAAGUUGGACUCCCGCCGGGAGCCUUGUUUCGACGAACCAGCCAUCGGCAAGGGCAAGUCGAUCAGUCGACAACCUUCGCCUCUCGACGACAGCUUUGAUUCAGGUCGUGCCACAAGCUCUCGAGAAAGCACCACAGAGCUCCGCUUUCCGAACAAUGGCCUCAACAGUAGGUUUAGCAGCACCCACUUGCCAGGUCUCAAGGAGGAGUCCAUCGAAGAUAUGAGUAUCAGUGAUAAACAGAAGCGGUCAAGCCAUCGCACAGAUAGUCAACCACUCGCGCUACCUGCACGUAUCGCUGCUGUGAAAGCUAUGCAAGAACGUCGGCUGCAGGAGUCAGCUGAUAAAGCGAAGGCUCGCCGUGCUGCACGCCACUACAACCGCGCGCUGGCUGAAGCCCGCGACCUGCCGUCACUCAACUUCAGUCGAAUGGAUCUGAUCGACAAGCUGAAUGAAGCACUCGAGAUUCGUCCAAGUAAGUCGUUGGAAGUUGUCAGGCGCCGUGAUUUCUCUGGCAUCUACUGCCCUUCACCACAAAGACCGCAGAGCACAGAGCCACUACGUGAGCGUUACGCGAGCUUCUUCAGCAAACCAGAGGACUUCACCUUCUUCGAUAACCCAAGUAUGGACGAUCUGGACGAUGAGCAGGCCUACAGCGCUGGUAUCCCGACAGUUGAGGUUCAGGAGUUCACCCGCAUCGAAGGUGGUGAGCAGAAUGCAAGCAAUCCUAACAGCAAGCCUGGCAGUCGUGCUUUGUCUCCUGAAGAUCUCCUCAGCGUCGCUACACAAGUCAAUCGCCUCUCAAUCCCGUCGGUGACCGGCUUGUCUGACAAGAUCACAAGCAUUCUGCCCGCUCUACGCAACCUGCAGCUCGACAGCAUUCUUUCAAGCUCAGAGGGCUUUGCACAUGCACUGGGCGAGCUGCACAAUCUUGGUGGAAGCCGUCCGGAGACUGUACUGUCCACUCGCACUUCCGCUGGCUUCCGUACGCUCGCCGAACGCGCCGAAGAGAUUGUGCAGCAUGGUACGCAUGAUUCUGUCGUGCCUACCUCCAGACUGCUCCUCAUGAACAAGGAGCUUCCACCUCUGCCAGAGUCAGCUUCGGCGGACAAGGUCUCAGCUAUCAGCACUAUAGAUGGGAAGCUAUCAUAUCUUUCUGGCUCGGUAUCCGCACCAACAGAUCUUGGCAAGGAUGUCGCUCGUCCGUCCUCGGCUCUCGUCCGCCAGAGGUCGCCACUGAGCGAGGACGAAGUGCGCCAGCUUCUGCCACCGGAGAUGAACCCCAUCACACGCAGCAAGCGCUCUUUGAUCAUCUCCAGUGCAAGUCGACCAUGGAACCAGGACGAGAAUUAUCCUUGGGCUGGCAAGGACGUUCCCGUCGACCUCACAAUACCGUCAGAAACACAUACUCGUGACUCACUCAUCGGCGAGCUUCAUCGUCGCGCCAAAUCUGUUGACUUCUCCACUACUUUGCAGACCAUUGAAUCACCUGCAGGCAUCGACAUCGGAUCCAUUCUUACGACAGAUGACGGCACAGCAUCUGUUACGACCGAACAGGCAACUGGCGUUAGCACGAACCAUACUCGCACAAGCCACAACCGCAAACCUUCCAAGCGCUCCAUCAUCGGCAGUAUCACCAAGAAGAUCAGUCUGCCAGGCUACAGCAAGCGCAUAACCGACGACACCACCGCAAGCAGCCUACCUUCGCCACCCCUCAACUCCGACAGCAGCCAGCCCCACAAACCAGGCGACCGCUACCCAACUUCCGCCCUCACCCCACCCGUCAACCUCCACCUGGACGAAGUACGCUCCUUCUUCUCAGAUAACAGCUCAGAACGCCAGCGUCGUGCCCACUCCUCCUUCCGCAAACGCCUCACGGGCCUCAGCAAACAGAAGAUCAAACCCGUUCGCCUGGACGCUACCCGCGGCGCUUCGCAGGACGAUACUGGCUACGAUGCUGGGUCCCUCAACGCCGAGCAUGAGCGUCUGGGUGCUGUGAGCUCGGCCGAGACGGUGGAUGGAAUUGGGAUGGGCAAGGCGGAGUUUCGGAUUAAGAAGUUGGGGGAGAGGUUGAGGCAUUUGUGGGUGAGGGGUGGGGAUUUGAUUAGGAGUUUGAGUGGGAGGGGUGGGAAGGUGGUGAGGAGGGGUGGUGGGACGGCGAGAGAGGAUUGGUUGAGUGAUUCGUUGUAUUCUGGUGUUUGA
Recurvomyces mirabilis is the source of this 4956-nucleotide messenger RNA. RefSeq lists its product as uncharacterized. The record is from RefSeq and is a predicted model, not a curated record. The coding region runs from base 1 to 4956 and encodes 1651 amino acids. The transcript has a single exon. Lineage: Eukaryota; Fungi; Ascomycota; Dothideomycetes; Mycosphaerellales; Teratosphaeriaceae.